AUUCGUUUACCCAACUAAUUCAGCAACCAUGGCGCUAUCACACGUACAGUUCAAAAGAAGCUACGCAAAUCCGCUCAAAAGCACAUGUGGGCUUCACUCAGUAGCAGUGGAUUGAGAAUUCUGCGCUGCCGCGUUGUUUAUCUGCCAAACCCGCUUCCGAUUAGCCCUCUUCCUCUGGUACGUUCCGGGUUUCGAAUCCGAAUUUUGAUGGACAGUUUCAAAAAAAAUGCUUCUUUCACUGCUUCCUCUGGUUCCAGCAGAAGAGGGCUGGAGAAGAAUGAUAAUCGGGAAAGAUUAAGAGGCCGUGGCGGUGGCUCUUGCAAAGAUAAGAUUGAUGCUCUUGGCAGACUGCUAACGCGUAUACUGCGACACAUGGCUUCUGAGCUGAAAUUGGACAUGAGGAGUGAUGGAUAUGUCAAGGUCCAAGACCUGCUAAAGCUAAAACUGAAAACCUUUGCCAAUAUUCCACUACACAUGCAUACAGUUGAUGAUGUUAGAGAGGCUGUCAAAAAGGAUAAUAAACAAAGGUUUAGCCUAUUGGAAGAAAAUGGGGAGCUUCUCAUACGUGCAAAUCAAGGCCACACCAUAGCGACAGUUGAAACGGAGAGCUUGUUGAAACCUAUACUUUCACCUGAAGAAGUACUAGUGUGUGUACAUGGGACCUACAAGAAGAACUUGGAAUCAAUUUUAGAACAUGGUCUCAAAUGCAUGAAGAGAUUACAUGUACAUUUCUCUUGUGGCUUGCCAACAGAUGGUGAAGUUAUUAGUGGGAUGAGACGAGAUGUCAAUUUGUUGAUCUUUCUUGAUGUAAGAAAAGCUAUGGAAGAUGGAAUGAAACUUUACAUUUCCGAUAACAAGGUGAUCUUGACUGAGGGUUUCAAUGGAGUGGUUCCUGUGAAGUAUUUCCGGAAGGUAGAAUUGUGGCCAAAGAGAGAGCUUAUACCAUUUCAGACGGGCAAGUAGAAUUUAUCUUCUCUUUGAAUAUAUCUAUGGCCAUUUGCAUCUUUUAAGGUGGGAUUUCUGUAUCUUUACCAAACAUCAGCAUAGCUUGAUAGGUGUCAUGGAAUGGGACGGAUUUUAUGUUGUAUCUACAUGGAUCAUCUUCUUGAAUAGUGUUAUUCAUCAAAUUGUAAAUGACUAAGUUGGAAUGUAACUUGACUAUGAGAAUAAUUUUGUCCCUUUGAAGCUUUC
This is a messenger RNA of Olea europaea var. sylvestris, 1191 nucleotides long. RefSeq names its product tRNA 2'-phosphotransferase 1-like. Gene Ontology annotation, molecular function: tRNA 2'-phosphotransferase activity. The transcript is spliced from 8 exons. The coding region runs from base 85 to 963 and encodes 292 amino acids. Gene Ontology annotation, biological process: tRNA splicing, via endonucleolytic cleavage and ligation. Lineage: Eukaryota; Viridiplantae; Streptophyta; Magnoliopsida; Lamiales; Oleaceae. The record is from RefSeq and is a predicted model, not a curated record.